Molecule: messenger RNA, 852 nt
Organism: Brettanomyces nanus
Lineage: Eukaryota; Fungi; Ascomycota; Pichiomycetes; Pichiales; Pichiaceae
Exons: 2
Coding region: 1-852 (283 amino acids)
Biological process (GO): positive regulation of Ras protein signal transduction; protein phosphorylation
Molecular function (GO): protein serine/threonine kinase activity
Source: RefSeq, a predicted model, not a curated record
AUGCCUGCCGGUUCUUUGCGUGCCAAGUUGACGGCAAUGUCCCAUCGGAAGGGAAAGCGUAUAGGUAGCGAUACGAAGAAAAAAACGAAAAAGCCCAAGAAACAGAUCGGAGAAGCCGAUAAGCUUCUGGAACGUGACUAUAAUGGGAUCAAUUUGUUUGAAAGAUACCCCAAUUUUGCCAAGUUGCAUGUCGAGAGACUCAUUAUGGAUGAGAAUGUGGAAGAUGAAGAGUUGGAAGAAAACCUACAGAUAAUAUUGGGAGCCAUUCGAUUUCUUAAUAGUCUCCAGUUUCAGGCUUCACGUAUCAAUAAGGAGAAGUUAUUCCGCAAAUUCAAUCAUAACUUCCCACAGCUCGUCAUAGUGGAUCAAUUGUACUGUAUUAUGGCAAAAACCGGCUCAGAGACGUUUAUAGAUCGAAACAUAGAGCAGCUCAUCACGCUGCAAAAGGUUAAACUGAUUGAUCUCAACAACGAGAACUUUAACUUUCGAUUAAUUAUUUUGUACGAAGACUUCUUGAAGGUGGUAAAGGAUACUUUCAAGGACGAAAAGGUAAUGAAGAGGUUCAUCAAUCUUAUAGAGGACUAUCCAAAUUUGUUGCAAAUCGAUGGAGCUUUGUUGAAGAGAUACGCACUUGAUACCACCCAGUUGAUCCAUCUAGGAUUUCUCAGUAUUUCAAGAGAACGGAAGGGUGGUGAUAGUGAGGCUGUCUACAACAUCAGUUUACCCAAUUUGGGGCCUUUUUUAAAGAUCGUUAAUAAGGAUGAGGGGACUGAAUUGGACUUGGUUGCUGAGUGUAAUGGUUGGUUCUGGGCGGUUGGAGUGCUACAGUACGCCAGUAGGAAGGGUGUAUAG